AUGACAGGACAAGGUACAGAGCUUCCUGAUAAAGGAAAAGGGGUAGCAAGGCCUACAAAGAGGAAACGGCAGGCACCAAAGUAUGUACUUAGGGUGCCUGCUAGACUACCUACCCCUGCUCCCGGUAGUUCAUCAUCUGUGGGGCCUCCUCCUACCCCUAGUAUACAGACUCCUACACCAGCAGUAGACCCUACUCCUCCUCCUCAUUCAAGUGGUGAUGCUGAAGAUCUUGACCCGCCCCUCCAUGAUCGACCAUGGAUUGAGCCCUAUGGUAAAGGGUUUAUUCCAUCUAGGGUUGCUUCCCAGGCCAUCACACGUUCAAUAAAGCAACAGUUUUUAACUCCAUGGCCUACUUGGGGAGCAAUACCUCAUGACGACAGAAAGCCAUUCUGGCAGCGCUUUCAGAUGAAGGUGCAGUGGAAACCUGAACAUGAAACUCAGAUACACAGAAAUUUCCACAUGAAAGCAUCUCAUCGGCUGUCAGAGAUGUUUAGGGAUGCCCGGAUUGCAGGACAGCGCCCUAACUGGCUGGGUGAGCACAUUUGGAACUCUUUACUGGCCCAUUGGAAUACAGUAGAGUUCCGCAAUAAGUGUGCCAAAGCCCAGCGGAACAGAGCGUCUGAAAGGGGUGGCACCCUGCAUACUGGUGGGUCGAUCACCAUUCAUGAGCAUGCCAUUCGUAUGGCACAGGCUCUAGGACGGGCGGUCCAUGUUGAUGAGGUCUUUGCACAGACUCACGUCUGGAAGGGAACUAAUCAAUUUGUUGAUGAAAGAUCUCGGAAGACUCAUGAAGACUUUUCUACGAGACUUUCACAGGUUAGAUCUGAACAUGAGUCAGCUCCUACACCGGAUGAUGCCAGUAAUGCAGAUGAUGACAUCCGUAGGACGCAGUGCUGGAUCGACACCGUUGGUGGGAAGAAAAAGGGACGAGUCUAUGGUGCGGGACAGCUUGCUGCAAACUAUACAGCAUCCAAAGGAGGUACUCUGAAGCACCAGCCUUCUUCUUCCACCAGUACUCCUGACGAGGUUCUUCAACUCAGGCGGGAACUCCAUGAACGUGACCAGGAGCUCACUGAUCUCAGAGCAGAGUUUACAAAUUUGAAGGCCCUGGUCAUGACUGUCUUGCCUCAAACCUCACAGGACGUACAAAAUAUCCCUCCCACCCAAUCACGACCUUCCUCAUUACCUGCUGCCACUCAACAGCCCACUUCAGUCUGGGUUGCAGAGGGAAAACCAUUUUUCUGA
Molecule: messenger RNA, 1245 nt
Organism: Vigna angularis (adzuki bean)
Lineage: Eukaryota; Viridiplantae; Streptophyta; Magnoliopsida; Fabales; Fabaceae
Exons: 7
Coding region: 1-1245 (414 amino acids)
Source: RefSeq, a predicted model, not a curated record